This is a messenger RNA of Nerophis ophidion (straightnose pipefish), 6748 nucleotides long. RefSeq names its product sialic acid-binding Ig-like lectin 14. The record is from RefSeq and is a predicted model, not a curated record. NCBI's taxonomy places the organism in Eukaryota, Metazoa, Chordata, Actinopteri, Syngnathiformes, Syngnathidae. The coding region runs from base 392 to 2236 and encodes 614 amino acids. The transcript has 10 exons.
AUACUCUAAAACAAGUGUGACAAUACUUGUCAUGAUAAUAAUCUCCUGUGACCAUAAAUGGACAAAUGCAAGGAAACAAACACUUUGCACUCACUGAUUUAUGUGCGUUUUUUUAACGAACGCGAAGAAAAGGUUUUGACGAAUAAAGCCUGAAGUGUCACAAGUAAAGUCCGUCAUAUGGAACUUCCUCAAAUGAAGCCAUUGCACAAACUGGGAAGACACGUUGAAGUGCAGAAGACAGAAGACAAGUGGACACACACGCACGCACACACACAAAGGGGCUCUUGUCUGUGAACCGAAAAGUGAACAGACUGGCAUUGCUGAAAAACACAGAGAAGAGGUGGAAAUAAGUUUGCUGCUGUCAAAGUGAGAGAACAGCUGAGAAGUUGGGAUGAUUCUUCGCGUCUGGUCUGCUCUGCUCCUCCACAUGAGCGUCUGCAGGGGACAAGCAUCACAGAGCGACGACGCCUGCGCGGGCGGAUUCUGCAUCUACCUCGGCAGCAGGCAAAUAACAUCCGAGGCGGGACUCUGCGCCGUCUUGCGGUGUUCGUACUCCGCCAAAAACUUGACCCCGCAGAGCGUGGUUUGGUUCAAAUGUGACCACGAAAAAAAACCCUGCACCGACAUAGUAUUCCACUCCAAGAACAUGAACAAAACGAGGAACAGCUUCAAGGGGAAGAUAUCACUGCUGGAGCAGGAUGUGAGUCGCAAGAACUGCAGCAUCAUCAUCCACGACCUCAGCCAGUCUGAUUCGGGAUUCUAUCAGCUCCGAAUUAAUGGCCUCUUUAACGGGAAAACUGAUGGAUUCUCCUUCAACCAGCACAGGGUACAGCUAAGCGUAAAAGAGCUGAAGCAGAAGCCCACGGUGUUGAUCCCCACCCUGACCGCGGGCCGACCCGCCGCGCUCACCUGCACCGCCCCCGGCCUCUGCCCCGGGGACGCCCCCGCCUUCAGCUGGACGUGGAGGCCAGCAGGGGACGACUCCUCCCACGUCCUCCCGGGGAACCUCACGGUCGCUCGCCAGGAUCUGCCUGACUUCGCGCAACGACACAGCGCCACCUUGACCUUGAACCCUUCCGCCAGGCAGCAUGGCGCCCGGGUCACGUGCACAGUCGCCUUCAAGGGGGACAACGCGACCACGGAGGAGACGGCCACGCUAAAUGUGACUUACGUGAAGACGCCGUCCAUCACAGGGCAGACGACAGCAAAGGAAGGCGAGACGCUGAAUCUGAGCUGCAGCGUCGACAGUUUCCCACCUUCUCGCGUGACGUGGAGUUUUCUAGAUUCCGACACAACAAAGCCGCACACAGAGCUGACCCAAUCUGUCAGCACCGCCUACCUCGUCAUCCCGAAUGUGGCCGCCGUCCAUUCCGGCCGCUACGUGUGUACGGCGAAUCACAGCGCGGCGACAAUGACGGCGCACGUCGACAUGACCGUGACCUGGUUCGCGGGGAUCCUGGACGGGUCUGGAUGUGUGAUGCGGGCGACGGGUCUGACCUGCGUGUGCAUCAGUCGCGGGGUUCCUCAUCCCGUUGUCACGUGGCCUUCGCUGGAGAACCAAACCGAGUACCACGCGGGCACCAUCGUGUCCAACGACACCGUUAGCGGCAUCGCUCUGACUUUCGGAGGCCGCCACCUUUCUGCUGUUGAGUGUGUCAGCAGCCAUGAAGACGGGCAGGCAAAGAAAUUCCUCGGCAUUGAAAUGAAAACAUUAGAACCUGAAGACUCACGAGUGGAAACCCUUGCAAUUGUGCUGCGGGCCGACGUCAUCAUUGCAUUUUGGGUCGGAAUGCUUCUUUCCGCCAUCUUGUGCUUGUUGCCGAUGAUCUGCUGCAGCUGCAGACAAACUAAGAAAAACUCUUACCCGCUGGAUUUGGAAAUGGUGUCCCCACUGGAGGAACCAGAGGAAACUGACCCCGAGAGGGAUGAAGGAGAAGGCGGCGACGUCAACGGCGAGGACAAAGCUGACGUGGACUACGCCGACAUCAACUUCUCUGCGCUGAGGAGAAACAACACCGGGGAGGCGGCGCCCAAGCACGAGGCUACGGAGUACGCGGAGAUCAAGAAAGCCGGCUGCAGAAAUGACGGCGAAUCCGAGCAGUUGAUGGAAUGUCAGAGAACACGGGAGGGCGGACCUCAGUGCUCCGAGCUGAAAGAGGACGAGGAGGUCCUGUAUUCAAAUGUAGAGGAAACAAUGAUGUGCAGCGACGUCAUCGAUGGUCAUGGAGAUGAUUGAACUCCAACUUUUUUUUUUCCCCUAAACCAGGGGUGUCAAACUCAAAUACAGAGUGGGCCAAAAUUUUAAACCAAAGGUUGAACAAAUUAACCUUUUAAUAGGGACCCAAACAAGUUUUGCAUUGAAUAUUGAACAAGCAAGGCUUAUAUAACUUUAUAGUGACAUGCAAAACUGAGUUUCAAAUAAUAACAGUAAUAAAAAAAUAUCAAUGGCAUAUCACAUAAAAUUUAAAUAAAAAUUGAAUGCCUCUAUUUGCAGCCUUCUGAGGUAAAUAUCAAAAGAAACUUUUUCCAAAGGCCAAUAAAGUAAAAAAUUUAAAGUAAAAUAACGAUAAGGAAUGAAUCAAACAUUCAAGCCUUGAGGUAGCAAGAGAAAGUGAAUGAAUAAAACUUUAAUUAUUGCUCAGUUUGCUACACUGAUUUGCUUUAACAACGCUUGUACAACCUAAUAGUGCAAAAUCAACUUUCAAAAAACAAACCAAAAAACAUCACAGAAAUAACAUUUAAAUAAAAAAUGUAAUGCCUCUUUUGUAUUUGCAAAUAUUAACAUUAACUUUUUCCACUAGCUAAUAAAUUUGAAAAUAAAAUAACAAUGAGGUGGUCGGGGUUGGGAGGUGGCGGGGUUCGGUGGUAGCGGGGGUGAAUAUAUUGUAGCGUCCCGGAAGAGUUAGUGCUGUAAGGGGUUCUGGGUAUUUGUUCUGUUGUGUUCAUGUUGUGUUUCGGUGCGGUUGUUCUCCCGAAUUGUGUUUGUCAUUCUUGUCUGGUCAAGGUUCACAGUGUGGCGCAUAUUUGUAACAGUGUUGAAGUUGUUUAUACAGCAACUCUCAGUGUGACCUGUAUGGCUGUUGACCAAAUGUGCAUUGCAUUCACUUUUGUGUCUGUGUGUACAAGCCGCAUAUACUAUGUGACUUGGCCGGCAUGCUUUAUGUAUAGAAGAAAAGCGGACGCUAAAGGCAGUGCCUUUAAGGCACGACCCCAAUAUUGUUGUCCGGGGAGAAAUUCGGGAGAAUGGUUGCCCUGGGAAAUUUUCGGGAGGGGCACUGAACUUCGGAAGUCUCCCCGGAAAAUCAGGAGGGUUGGCAAGUAUGAGUAUAAGCGGUGAAUGUGGUGUUGCAGCGGCACCGCCGCUGUAUAAUACCGGCGGGCCAGCUGUAAUUUUAAUUUGAUAUUGCCUCAAGGGCCAAAUUUGGCCCGCGGGCCAGAGUUUGACACCCAUGCCCUAAGCAGUGCAGUACCAUUCAUGGCUGAACCACAUCUUACAGGAGCCUAACAUAUGUACUAAGGCUGUGAAUCUUGGGGCACCACACGAUUCAGUUUGAUUCUAGUGGGUAACCAUUCCAUUCAGAAUCGAUUCUUGAUUCAAAAUCAAUAUUUAGUAACAUUUUAGUAUGGGGAACAUAUUGUAAGUAACUACGACUUAAUUAAGAGUUAUUUGGACACUCUGGGAACAUAUUGUAAGUAAUAAAGAUCUCCUUUAGAGUAUAAGGCAUUAAUAAGUACUUAAUAAUGACUAAUUAAGACCCAAUAUUGUUAUGAUCCGUCGCCCGGAUCAUACAUUGUUUUGGUUUUUGAGUCCUUUUGUGUUUCUUGUUUGUUUUUGGACUCUUCCGAUCCCUAGUUUGGCACUUCCUUAUUUAUCUCGUCUCCAUGGUCUCAUAUUUGUUCCACCUGCCACUAGUUUUUCGACGCGCACCUGUUUUCUGAUUGCGGCCAUUAUUUAAGCCUGCCUUCUCCCUUUGUUCAGCCUGGAUCUUUUGUUUGCUAUAAGCCAGGGGUUCUCAACCUUUUUUCAGUGAUGUACCCCCUGUGUGUCACGCUUUGAUAAAAGGAUUGGACUCAGAUGCAGAGUCGAGAAAAACCAUUAUCUAUAAUCACAAAAAUAAACUACUCGGCGAAAAGGUUCCAGAAAAAGAAGGAACAACCGAAAAUCACUCCGAACGGAGGAAAACACAAAAGUAAAGACGAACUAUAAACAGUAUUUAACAAAAAACGCUCCGACAGGAGGACCAAAACAACAUCUGUGAAAAUAUCUACACUACCUAAUCUAAUAACAAAAAUAGUCACUCAAAAAGUUGAGGAAUGAAUGAAAAACUUUUAACUGAAACUUACCACUGCGGCUGAAUAACUAAAUAAUCAAAAUCACUCGCCAGCGCCCCCCGCGACCCCAUAAAAGGGAAUAAGCGGUAGAAAAUGGAUGGAUGGAUGGACUCUGCUGAGGAGGAAGAAAGGAAAACUCAAAAUACUCAUAAAGGGGUUCAGGAUCAAGGGACAUAAGCACAAGACAAGGCAAGGCAUGGACAAAGACAUGGACGCUAGAGAGCACAAAUAAACGAGACGAUCUGGCACAGAACAAAGGAAGGAGUGAGCUUAUAAACACAUGAAGGUAAUAGGGAACAGCUGGAAACAAUCAGAGAACAGGGAUGACGUCAGACUGAUGACACAAAAGGAAGAGCAAGUGACCUGAAACGAGAGGAGAGUUACUUUUCAAAUUAAAACCAUAAGACAAAAAACCCCCAAAACAAGACAUCCUUCAACGCGGUGUGACACUGUGAACAUUUUUUUUUAAUUCAAGUACCCCCUAAUCAGAGCAAAGCAUUUUUGGUUGAAAAAAAGAGAUAAAGAAGUAAAAUACAGCACUAUGUCAUCAGUUUCUGAUUUAUUAAAUUGUAUAACAGUGCAAAAUAUUGCUCAUUUGUAGUGGUCUUCUUUGAACUAUUUGGAAAAAAAGAUAUAAAAAUAACUAAAAACUUGUUGAAAAAUAAACAAGUGAUUCAAUUAUAAAUAAAGAUUUCUACACAUAGAAGUAAUCAUCAACUUAAAGUGCCCUUUUUGGGGAUUGUAAUAGAGAUCCAUCUGGAUUCAUCAACUUUAUUCUAAACAUUUCUUUACAAAAAAGAAACCUUUAACAUCAAUAUUUAUGGUGUGGUUUUCGUCCUGGUCGUGGAACUGUGGACCAGCUCUAUACUCUGGGCAGGGUUCUUGAGGGUGCAUGGGAGUUUGCCCAACCAGUCUACAUGUGUUUUGUGGACUUGGAGAAGGCAUUCGACCGUGUCCCUCGGGAAGUCCUGUGGGGAGUGCUCAGAGAGUAUGGGGUAUCGGACUGUCUUAUUGUGGCGGUCCGCUCCCUGUAUGAUCAGUGUCAGAGCUUGGUCCGCAUUGCCGGCAGUAAGUCGAACACAUUUCCAGUGAGGGUUGGACUCCGCCAAGGCUGUCCUUUGUCACCGAUUCUGUUCAUAACUUUUAUGGACAGAAUUUCUAGGCGCAGUCAAGGCGUUGAGGGGUUCCGGUUUGGUGACCGCAGGGUUAGGUCUCUGCUUUUUGCAGAUGAUGUAGUCCUGAUGGCUUCAUCUGACCGGGAUCUUCAUCUCUCACUGAAUCAGCACGUCCAAGUCCGAGUCCAUGGUUCUCGCCCGGAAAAGGGUGGAGUGCCAUCUCCGGGUUGGGGAGUAGACCCUGCCCCAAGUGGAGGAGUUCAAGUACCUAGGAGUCUUGUUCACGAGUGAGGGAAGAGUGGAUCGUGAGAUCGACAGGCGGAUCGGUGCGGCGUCUUCAUUAAUGCGGACGUUGUACCGAUCCGUUGUGGUGAAGAAGGAAUUGAGCCGGAAGGCAAAGCUCUCAAUUUACCGGUCGAUCUACGUUCCCAUCCUCACCUAUGGUCAGGAGCUUUGGGUCAUGACCGAAAGGAUAAGAUCACGGGUACAAGCGGCCGAAAUGAGUUUCUGUGGCGGGGCUCUCCCUUAGAGAUAGGGUGAGAAGUUCUGCCAUCCGGGAGGAACUCAACGUAAAGCCGCUGCUCCUCCACAUCGAGAGGAGCCAGAUGAGGUGGUUCGGGCAUCUGGUCAGGAUGCCACCCGAACGCCUCCCUAGGGAGGUGUUUAGGGCACGUCCAACCGGUAGGAGGCCACGGGGAAGACCCAGGACACGUUGGGAAGACUAUGUCUCCCGGCUGGCCUGGGAACGCCUCGGGAUCCCCCGGGAAGAGCUAGACGAAGUGGCUGGGGAGAGGGAAGUCUGGGUUUCCCUGCUUAGGCUGUUGCCCCCACGACCCGACCUCGGAUAAGCGGAAGAAGAUGGAUGGAUUUAUGGAACAUGUCCACAACAAAUCUAGCUGUCAACACUGAAUUUUGCAUGGUUGCAUUUCUUUUCACAGUUUAUGAACUUACUUUCAUAUUUUGUUGAAGUAUGAGCCAAUAAAUAUACUUAUAAAGGAUUUUUAAAUUGUUGCUAUUUUUAGAAUAUUUUUAAAAAAAUCUCACGAACCCCUUGGCAUACCUUCAAGUACCCCCAUUUGAGAACCACUGCUAUAAGCUACACUCACGUUGGUAUUUCCUCUACGUCUAUACUCGUGCUAAGUUUCGCCUUAGCUUCUCGUGCGCUCGGCACGUCAAUUUUGGACUCUUGACUCGCUGCUACGUUUAGCGUUAGCUUCCCUUGCAUAGGCACGCACUUUCUUUAGCCGUUUUGUACCAGUGUUAUUUUAUUUUUGUACAUUAAACCAAGCUCUUACCUGCAA